Molecule: messenger RNA, 3118 nt
Organism: Tilletiaria anomala UBC 951
Lineage: Eukaryota; Fungi; Basidiomycota; Exobasidiomycetes; Georgefischeriales; Tilletiariaceae
Product: P-loop containing nucleoside triphosphate hydrolase protein
Exons: 2
Coding region: 119-2911 (930 amino acids)
Biological process (GO): cellular response to heat
Cellular component (GO): cytosol; cytoplasm
Molecular function (GO): ATP hydrolysis activity; ATP binding
Source: RefSeq, a predicted model, not a curated record
UGGUAGGGUAUAUAGGAGCGGCAUCGCUUACACAUUAAUACGAUGUUUACUUCGCCCCUAUACCUCAUCGGCUCCGUACGAUUGAUACCCGCCAGCACUUGACACAGACAACGGAAGUAUGGCCUUCGAAUUCACAGACCGCGCACAAAGCGCCGUUGGCGCAGCAUCACAGCUGGCCAAGGAUUACGCUCACCCACAAGUCACAGGAUCACACCUCGCCCUCGCUCUCCUGCUCGACUCCAGCGGCCCGACCGUAACGGGUGUAACAGCUCCUGGCGCUGCAGGGGCCGCGGGGGCCGGCUCAGGAUCGGCGGCGACCGAAUCGCUGUUCCACUCCGUGCUCAGUAAGGCCGGCGUGGACGUGGCAAAAUUAGAGCAAAGUCUGCGCGACACGCUGCGCAAGAUUCCGCAGCAAAACCCACCGCCCGAUGAGACGUCGUUCAGCCGAGAAGCGCUGAAAGUCAUUCAGGAAGCCGACAAGCUCAAGAAGACGCAGCACGAUUCGUACAUCGCGCAAGACCACCUGCUGCUCGCGCUAGUAGAUCACGACACCACGCUCAAAGGCUUGCUCAAGGCCGCCGGCCUCGCUAACUCGGAGCUGCUGAAGACGGCCAUCACAAAUGCACGCGGCGCCAGAAGGAUCGAAAGUAAGGCCAGCGAGGCGGGUUUCGACGCACUCAACAAGUACUGUACAGACUUGACCAUGCUCGCCGCCGAGGGCAAGCUCGACCCUGUCAUUGGCAGAGAUGAUGAGAUCCGCAGAGUCGUGCGAGUUCUCUCGCGACGUACUAAAAACAACGCAGUCUUGAUUGGAGAACCUGGUACCGGAAAAACUGCUGUCAUGGAAGGACUCGCGCAACGGAUCAUUGAUCGGGAUGUCCCGCCAAAUCUUCUCGGACGCCUUCUUUCACUCGACAUGGGCGCACUUAUGGCAGGCGCAAAGUACCGCGGCGAGUACGAGGAGCGCGUGAAGGCUGUUCUGGACGAGAUCGAAAAGGCUACCGAGAACGGGACCAACAUCAUAUUGGCAAUCGACGAGAUGCAUCUCUUGAUGGCAGGCAAGGGCGGUGACUCGGGUAUGGACGCGGCGAAUCUGAUCAAGCCCAUGCUUGCGCGCGGCAAGCUUCGUUGCAUCGGUGCAACGACCCUUGCAGAGUACCGGCAAUACAUUGAGAAGGAUGCCGCGUUCGAGCGACGCUUCCAGCAGGUCCUUGUCGAAGAACCGGAUGUCAAUGCCACCAUCGCCAUCCUCCGUGGUCUGCGCGACAAGUACGAGGUGCACCAUUCUGUGCGCAUUCUCGACUCUGCACUCGUCCAGGCUGCCGUGCUCGCCAAGCGCUACCUUACCAGCCGCCGCGCACCCGAUAGUGCAAUCGAUCUAGUCGACGAGGCUUGCGCAGAUGUGCGUGUGCAGCGCGACACUGUACCAGAGGACAUCGAUAAGCUGCAACGCAAGAAGCUACAGCUCGAAGUCGCCAUCCAUGCCCUCGAGCGUGAGAAGGACGCUAGCAGCAAGGAGGACCUCGAGAAAGGACGCAAGGAGCUGUCUCAAGUGGAUGAAGAACUCGCGCCGCUUAUCGCCAAGCACGACGCAGAAAAGGCAAAAGGCGAUGAAAUCAACAAUGUCCGCAGGCGCAUCGAGGAGCUGCAGCAAAAGGCACUAGAUGCGGAAAGGAGGUACGACCUGCAGACGGCAGCCGACCUGCGCUACUAUGCCAUCCCGGAGCUUGAGGUGCGUCUCAAGAGCCUGCAAAUGGAGGAGCGCAAGCGUGAGGAAGAAGGCGUGAGCAAUGGCGCGAACACAGUCACUUCCGAGCGUAUCGCGCAGAUCGUCGCUCGCUGGACGGGAAUCCCCGCAGCGAAGAUGAUGGAGGGCGAGAAGCAGAAACUGCUCAAGCUCGAGCACUUACUUGCCAAGGACGUCAUUGGGCAACCGGAAGCUGUCAAAGCGGUUGCGCAAGCCAUCCGCCUCUCUCGCUCCGGCCUAGCCAACCCCAACCGACCGAUCGCAUCUCUGCUUUUCUGCGGCCCGAGCGGAACCGGCAAGACGCUCCUCAGCAAAGCUCUUUCCAAGCAGCUCUUCGACGACGAGAACGCCAUGAUGCGCAUAGACGCAUCCGAGUACAGCGAGAAGCACUCGAUCAGCAGGCUCAUCGGCGCGCCGCCUGGCUAUGUCGGGCACGAUUCGGGUGGCCAGUUAACUGAGUGGAUCCGCCGACGUCCGUACUCAGUCGUGCUCAUCGACGAGAUCGAGAAAGCGGCCAAGGAGUUCGUCACUCUCUUCCUGCAGAUCUUGGAUGACGGGCGCUGCACAGACGGUCAAGGCAGAGUGGUCAGCUUUAAGAACUGUGUCAUCAUCAUGACUUCCAACCUCGGUUCCGCAUCGAUCAACGCUGACCCGUCCGCAGACGAAGGCGGCUCCAUCUCGCCUGCCACGCAGCAGCUGGUGCAGUCAGCGAUCGCGCAGCACUUUGUCCCCGAGUUCAUCAAUCGGAUCGACUCGACCAUCAUUUUCCGCAAGCUGAGCCGCAAGGACAUCCGCAGCAUUGUCGAGAGCAGAGUCAAGGAAGUGCAGCACCGACUUUGGUCCAAUGGCCGGCGCAUUAAGCUGCAGCUCGAUGACGGCGCCAAGGACUACCUCGCGUCGAUUGGGUACAACCCCUCGCUUGGCGCGCGGCCACUUAACAGGGCCAUCCAGAGCAGCCUGCUCAACCCUCUCUCGCUGCUCAUCCUUCGCGGUCAGGUACGCGACAAUGAGACAGUCACUGUCACGUUCGAUGGGCCCGGCAAUUGCCUCCUGGUCAACCCAAACCACCCCAUCCCUCCAGAGUUCGAGGACAUUAACGAAGAUAUCGACAUGGACUCUGACAUGGCGAGCGAUGCCUUCAUCGAAGAGGAGCCGCUUGACUAAGGCGGGUCCAUAAGCAAGCGCAAUGCAGGCGACACAGAUUGGUGGCCGCCCUUUCGAUAAUCGACAGGCUGUGAGGAGAUAUGAUACUGGGGCGAGGUUCCCAAAGCAUAGUGCUUUGUAUUCAAGACGUGGUUCAGUCGCAAGCAUCACACCAACGCAACUCUACAGUUUCACACAUAUGUAUACAAGCUGCAACUUGCAAUUCAU